This is a messenger RNA of Hydra vulgaris (swiftwater hydra), 977 nucleotides long. RefSeq names its product polycomb group RING finger protein 1. Gene Ontology annotation, cellular component: PRC1 complex. Lineage: Eukaryota; Metazoa; Cnidaria; Hydrozoa; Anthoathecata; Hydridae. Gene Ontology annotation, biological process: negative regulation of transcription by RNA polymerase II. The record is from RefSeq and is a predicted model, not a curated record. Gene Ontology annotation, molecular function: promoter-specific chromatin binding.
UUUUUUUAUAUUAUAGUUAAUAAAUUAUUAAUGAAUAUAUAUAACAUAAUUAAUUAAUAAAUAAGUUGUUUAAAAGUGUUUAACUUUGGUUAGUAUCUUGGUGUCUUUAAUUUAGUUUUAAUGUCUUUUAAUGUAGUAAAUCUUUUAUUUAGUAAAGCUAUAAAUAUAUUUGUAAACUAUUACCAAAAAUAUGGAAGAAAAGAACUCACAUAAGGUUUCCAUCAAGUUACGAGAUCUGAAUCCUUAUUUGGUUUGUAUGCUUUGUGCUGGAUAUUUUGUAGAUGCCACAACUAUUAUAGAAUGCUUGCAUACAUUUUGCAAAAGUUGCAUAGUUCGACAUCUUCAAUCCAGUAAACGAUGUCCUACUUGUAAUAUUCAAAUUCACGAGACUGAACCCAUGUCUAAACUUAUGCUUGACCGAACCAUGCAAGAUAUCAUUCAAAAGUUGAUACCAUGGGUUUUUAUUGAUGAAAGUCGUCGUGCACAAGACUUUGAAUGUAAAUUAAACAAGCAAGUUGUGACAGAUAUACCUAAAAAUGAUUUUCAAAAACUUGAGUUGGUAGAACUAAAGAAUAGUUAUUUAAGCGAUGAACAGAUCAAUUUGUGUUUAUGUUUGGAAAGAUGUCCGGAUUUUUUCGCUCAAAUGAAAUUGGAGGAAAUCGAACAUAAAUACGUGCGCUGUUCAUUCCGAUCGCAUAUACACCAUAUUCGCCAUUUAUUGAGUAAACUAUACGACAUUUCUCUCAAAGACUACAAGAUUCAAAUCUCGUGUGAUGGAAAAAUAUUAUCUGAUUUAAAUAAUCUGAAAUUGAUAUAUUUUGUACAUUGGAAAUGCAAGUCUCAACCAAUGGUCUUAACUUAUACUAUAGAAGAAAAAGAAGAAAACAUCGUCGCUAAUAUUGUAGAAAGAUUGCUUCAAUACGUCAUAUGUAAUAGAUUCGAAAUAAUUUGUUAAGAUAAAGUUAUAACUGUUUUUA